AUGGGGACCUCGUCACCUCCAUUCCUUUAUGAUCGCCCGGCCGAUUACAGCUUCAAGGGCCCGACCGAUCGCGGGUUCAACCCGAGAGCCGCCACCGAGGCAAGCUGGUCCCAACCAGCCGAGAAGCCCAAACCGAAAGGGCCUCUGGUGAAUUUCAAUCGUCACCCCGAUACGUGGGGUUCUUUUAAUACGGCCACAUCAUUUACGCCGAUGAACCCAAGAACCAAGGAUCGGGUCAAAUACGCACGGACAGCCCAAUUGGUUCUUCGCGUGAUCACUCUUUUGGGUGCCCUUGGCUCUUUGUUCUGCUCCAUUGUUAUCAAAGGAGCUGCUGCGACUAUCAUUUGGAUCAUUCGUGCCGGCCCAAUUGUUGCGAUCCUCCACACGAUUUAUGGAAUUGUACACAACUCUCGAUCUGUUGUCAACCGGCCCGCCGGCUCUCAAGCUAGCUAUGGUGUGUUUGCAUCGACCCUGGACUUUGGACUGGUCCCCUUCUAUGUCUUCACCGCAUACAUUGCGUAUGAAGAGUGGACAUCCAAUGCAUACAAGUGGGGGACUCUUUUCAACAACAGCGACAUCACACCCACAAUUGCCGAAACCACUUUCAUCCUGGCCCUCGCAAAUGGCGCUUUCCACCUUGUGUCUCUCGCCAUUUCUAUCUUCCUGGCUGUAACCUUCCGCAAAAUCACCCGAUUGCCGCCUGACAUGAACCCGCUUGAGGACAACCUGACUGCACGCCCGCGUAAGAGUCGUAAGGAGGCUGACGCGGAUGAGAAGCAUCUUAGCCAGUCCACUAUGGGGUCUUCUUUCGAGGACCCACUCAUUGGAUCUCCGCGUAGCGUGCCAUUCUUGCAUACACGUGAACAAUCUCUCGGUGACUCUAACCGCGGGUCAAUGACUAUGGCGGAGGAGCAGCGGCAAUCGUAUCCCCCAGUCCUUCACCACCGCCUAUCCCACUUGGAAUCUCCCACAGAACCUUCAAGCCCGGAGAUGCUCUUCCACCACCCUGCAAGUCAGCCGUUUGAUCUCACAUCGACAUCUCCAACUCCCACCCCGGAAUACAGAAAGGUUGCCUCCCACGCCCCGGAGAUUAUCAAUGCCACGGCUCAAAUGCGCCACCUGUCCUCUCGCACUGCCGACCGAUCGGAUACCGUCAGCCCUUUGUCUGAUAAUUGGGUUGCAUACUCGGAACGAUCAAUGUCGCCGGACGCGCAGAAUAUGAAUGAAAACACACUCCGCCAGUCUUCUUCGGUUUACAGCCGCCAGACCGAGAAAACUUCAACCUCGACCGGCAGCGGCCUUCGGGAUUGGUUUGCAUAUGGAUCUAAGCCUACGCCCAGCAUUGGAAGUGCUAUCCCCGAGGAUGUUCGUGGAGAAUAUGCGUCACUCGCUAUGCACGAGUAUUACGGUGUUGAUGACCAUGAUUACGAGCAAGAUGUUGGCGACCAGCGCAUGGAUAUUUUCCCAGACCCGGAAGAGCACAACGAUGACUUCGUUGAAGACCGUGAUGACUCUAUCCCAUUCAACCCCCUUAUGCUUAACCCACCCACCCCUCAACCCAUUUUGUCCGAAAUCUCAGAGAACACCGACCCUGUUCGACGUGUCGCUUUGAGUGACCAUCCCAAUCUUUCAUAUAACGAAAACACCCAGCCCGUCUCCGUUCCACACGAAAGCCCUAAUCCUUCUUCACCUAAGAGUCGCUUCUAUGGUGAGCUGGAUGUGGAUGGCAAGCCUGGGCUCGGGCUGGACCGGGAACCGAGUGUUCAGCUGGCUCGCAAACCCACCAAGUUGACAAAGAAGCAAAGCAAGAAGAUGUCUGCCUAUGCUGCUCUCAAGAAGGACGACAGUGGCGAUGAAGCUGGAUACCUCUCCCCUAAGAUCCCCACCUCGCCUCGUGCCAUCGAGGGUGACCGCAAGGGCCGCGUUGUGAGUAACACCGGUGCCGACACCGCUAGACCUAGUGUCGCCGCUGGUGUUGGGGCCUCCUUGUCCUCGUACGGAAGCUACAUUGCUGGUCUAGGCGUUGGCCGUCGCCGUGAUGUGAGUGGAAAGGUUGCCGAAGAAGGACGCAGUGCACCGGUCGUCGAAGAGUUGGUCCAGAACCCAACCCCAACCCCCUCGCCCACUCGUGCAGCAGGAUGGGCGCGCUUUGCUGGACUAUAA
This is a messenger RNA of Penicillium salamii, 2163 nucleotides long. Lineage: Eukaryota; Fungi; Ascomycota; Eurotiomycetes; Eurotiales; Aspergillaceae. The record is from the annotation of a GenBank genome assembly.